GAGGGCGCCCACACCCCGCCCCCGCCCCGGAUCCGCCGCGGAGAGCGCGGCCCGCGCGGCGCAGACCGGCCCGGCCACUCUCGGGGCUGGCAGCCAGGACGCGUCGCCGGCCGCGGAGUGCGCCCGGGACCCUCGCCCGGGUCGCCGCCCGAGGAGGUCUCCACUCCUGGCCAGGAGACAGCUGCCCACCUCUGAGACCCAUCUCGUGCCUGCUGUCUGCGGCUGCUUCCCAGGGCCGGGAGCCGGGCUUCAGGAAAACAGCUCCGCAUUGAGGACAGCGCCUCAGGAGAGCCACGUGGCAGCACUGGGUCCCCACCCACCAGCCAGAGCAAGGAGCUGACAGGGGGCCCCCUACCCGGCCCCAGGUGGCAUGGACUGGCAGUCCUGAGCAGCCAGAGCGGAUGCCCGGCCCCCAGGGGGGCGGAGCCCCCACCAUGAGCCUGGGCAAGCUGUCACCCAUGGGCUGGGUGUCCAGCUCCCAGGGGAAGAGGCGACUGACUGCAGACAUGAUCAGCCCCCCACUCGGCGACUUCCGCCACACCAUGCACGUGGGGCGCGGUGGGGACGUCUUUGGGGACACCUCCUUCCUCAGCAACCAUGGUGGGAGCUCCGGAGGCACCCACCGCUCACCUCGCAGCUUCCUGGCCAGGAAACUGCAGCAGGUGCGGAGGGUCCGAGUCCCGGCCAGGAGGAUGGCCUCGCCCCCUGCCCCGUCGCCGGCUCCCCCCGCCAUCUCGCCCAUCAUCAAGAACGCCAUCUCCCUGCCCCAGCUCAACCAGGCCGCCUACGACAGCCUGGUGGUGGGCAAGCUCAGCCUGGACAGCAGCCCCGCCAGCUCUGUGGAUGGACGCUCGGCUUACGGCCUGGACUCUGGGUUCUGCACCAUCGCCCGCCUGCCGCGCCUGGAAAAGCCCAGCGAGCAGGACCCAGAGCCAUCCUUCCCCUGUGAGCCGCAGCUGCGCCGCUCUGACUCUCUCUUGUCCUUCCGCCUUGACCUUGACCUCGGGCCUUCGCUCCUCAGCGAGAUGCUGGGGGUCAUGAGCCUCUCAGAAGCCCCUGCAUCUGAGACCCCGGCCCCCGCUGCCAAUCCCCUGACUGCUUCCACGAACCCCUCGGCCCCUGCUGCAAAUCCCUCUGCCCCUUCUGCAAACUCCCAGGCCCGUGCUGCUCGGCCCCCACCCCAUGGACAUUUCCCCAAUGGGAUGACUGCUGGGUUGGGCCCAGGAGCUGAGGUGAGGGCCGGCCUGGUGGGAGAGGGGCCCGGGGCACCGGCUGAUGGCAGGCACUGGGGGGCCAGCCGGGGUGGAGCCCAGGGCAUCCGCCACUACUUGGAGGUAGAUGCCCAGCGGGAGCCCACGGAGGUGCCGCUCCAGGCCCAGGGCUCCUGGGAGAGCCUGGAGGAAGAGUGGAGGGCACCCCAGGCAGGCAGCAGGGCCCCUGUGCCCAGCUCAGUGCAGGCCAACACCUUCGAGCUCGCAGAUGCUGAGGAUGAUGAGGUGAAGGUGUGAGGGCAGGCUCAGGACCCGCCAGGUGACAGAUGGGGGCGGCCAAGUGUCCCCAAAGCUUGCUCCUCUGCUGCAGGGAAGACCCGGGAGGGAAGAUGGGGACGCUGUCCCGGGCCCAGUGGCCCGCCUGACUCUGGGCUCCAUCCAUGCCACCCCCACAGGCUGGAGGGCGCCUCAGUGUGGCCUUUGUGCCCAGGGAAGCUGCCCUUGGGGUGGGGGUGGGGACCUGACCACACAAGGCCAUUGUCUUCUCUUCCAGUCCAGUGCCUGCCCCCAGCUCCUUCAGGGCUCCCCCCAUGUCCCUGAGCCCCGCCCAAGCUGUCUCCCCAGCACUUUCUCUCAUGUUCCCCAAGUCUCACAGAAAGGUCAGCUGGGACCCUCCUGUGUCACCAGACCUGCUGCUGGGGCUUGAUUAAAGGCUUUUUUUUUUUGGAUAAAA
Molecule: messenger RNA, 1944 nt
Organism: Cavia porcellus (domestic guinea pig)
Lineage: Eukaryota; Metazoa; Chordata; Mammalia; Rodentia; Caviidae
Gene: Cdc42ep1
Product: CDC42 effector protein 1
Exons: 3
Coding region: 402-1508 (368 amino acids)
Biological process (GO): regulation of cell shape; positive regulation of pseudopodium assembly; positive regulation of actin filament polymerization
Cellular component (GO): cytoplasm; membrane
Molecular function (GO): small GTPase binding
Source: RefSeq, a predicted model, not a curated record